AUGGAGACUGGCAAGCCAGGAUUGGCGAGUGCUCCAGUGCACAUCAGCUCUGUUGCAGCACAGACAGAGAAAAGGAUGGACAUCCAGGCCCCGCUGACGGCUGUUUAUGUCCACACAGUGCCAGCUCUAUCAGCGCAGACUUACCAGCAGCUUCCUGCAGCUGCCAUGCCGCCACUCUUCUCCAAGGAGACGCUCUCCUUUCUGACACUCCACAUUGCUAGUGGGCUGCCUUCUACACCGGGACUGAGUCUGGCAACUGCUGCUCCUACAGCCAGACCCAAAUCAGCAGGAAAGCAUGUGUGUCCUCACUGUGGACGGGACUGCAUGAAGCCCAGCGUGCUUGAGAAGCAUCUUCGCUGCCAUACAGGGGAGCGGCCUUACCCCUGCACCACCUGUGGAGUUUCUUUUAAGACUCAGAGCAACCUCUAUAAACAUAAACGUACUCAGGCUCAUGCCCGCCUCUCAUCAGAGUCAGAGCAGAGCAGCCUGGGCAGCUUGGACAGUGUGUCCAGCUCCAGAGAGACUCACAACUCCAGUUUGUCUCUGGACGAGCACAGCGAGGAGUCAGGCAGCGUAGAGAAGGAUGCCACACUACCUGCUGCUGAGAUUACCUGUCCAGCCAAUACUACAAAGGUUUACUCUGUGAAGACACAAGGGUCUGUCAGUGAACAGAAUGAGUUGACCCCUGCAGGUCAUAAGACAGAACCAAAUGAAAGUGCAAAGGUAAUACAAGAAGAAGAAAAACUGAGGGUGGAAAAUGAAAAACCUCCUUUGAUUGUCCGACAUCUUCCCCUUCAGAGGCAAGAGGCCACUCUGUUCUCUAAGCAGUGGGAGAGCUCUGUAUCCAGAGGGAAGUCGCAGAGCCAUGAGAGCACGGACUCCGGCUUCAGUGAGAGCAGUGACCACUACCUGAGCCCUGGCAGUGUUUUACCUGACCACAGUAUGGAUUCCCUCACCGAAUCCAACAAAGAGCAUCUUGUCGAAACCACCAACACACGCACGCCUUCAGAACCAGGCCAAGGUGUGCAGGAGCCCAAAGGUGCAAGAGAGCAGGAGCAGAAGACGCUGGAGGAGCGCAUAUCUAAGCUCAUUUCUGAGAAUACAGCUGUUGUGGAGGACAAACAGCUGGAGAAUGUAAGGCCACGGAAGACAGUUCUGUCAAAGCAGGGUAGCAUUGACCUCCCCAUGCCAUACACGUACAAGGACUCCUUUCACUUUGACAUGAGGCUCAGUAAGACUCCAAACUUCGGGUUACAAAGAAACAGGAAGCCUGGGUUGUACAGCUCUGUGCCCACUCAACACUCCACCACCACAGAGCAUGCCCCCUUAACCCGCAGCAACUCCCUCCCCUUCAGUGUUACCCUUCUGCAGCCGGAGGGGAGCAGCCCAACCUCCUCCUAUCAGAGCGAUUAUGUAACACUCAUUCGCAGGGGAAGUUCUGGCCAGAUCAAUCCAACAGGUUUUGCCAUCAAGCCUGUGAACCAGCAGUCAUCCACCCACCGGCCACUAGUCCGCCAGACAGCUGUAGACUGCAACCACGCAACAGACGGUCUCUUCAUGAAUUCAUCCGUGGAGGAGGCGUGCACCACCAGCAGUCUCAGUUGUGACGGGGAUGGCGGUGACAUUUGUGGAGAGCCAAGCAACAGAAAGUUCCGGAGGAAGAAAGCACAGAAGUUCGCCUACAACAAGUGGUACAUGUACGGGGGCGGGACGUUUAAGAAGCUCUACAAAGCUGAGAAAGGUGUUGAUAACACUGGUAUCAAAGGCAAGAAAUGUAUCAACCUAGAGCAUGAGGUUGUUCAGGGUCCACAAAAAAGGUUGUCAGCAAUUCAUAAGGAGACGGUAACAACAACAGGCUCAACAAUCAACAUGGCGACCAGCAGUGUGACAGUGUGCCAUCCAGGCUGCCCUCCUGCCAAGCUAUCCCUCGUCUCUGCUGUGGAUCUAGGAACUAACCAGCUUCAGUCAUCAUACAGCUCUCUCAAGACUCCCCUGCGGAGGAAUUUGUCGUCAGUGCUGCCGUUACCUUCAACUGGAUUAUUGGUUAGCCACAAAACAGACAGCAUGAGCAGCACAGAGGCAGGGAGAUUGAUUCAUGAAGAGCAACACCCUGAGUCCACCUCUCAGCUCUGCGGAGCCCAUGUUCCCUCCGAUAGGAAAAAGCAGAGAACUGAUGACAAAAUAAUUUGCCCCCUGGAGAUGGAGCCUGACCCAAACACACUGACACACCCCCCUCCCUUGGUCACUGGCAGUGCGCCUCAGCAAGAUACAAAUCUCAGUUAUAUCAACGUUCAAAACAAUCAAAAACACACUCAGUUCAAAGGAGCUCUCUUCUUGCCAUGCAUAAUCAAUGCAAAUUCGGCGUCUGUUAGCGCUUUGCCAGCCACUUGCAUCCCCUCUGCUGCCAAGACCAGCUUUCUGCCCAAGUACCAGCUCAAGUUACCUAAUGCUGCUGAACCUGAUUCAAAUGCUUCACCGGAUGUUGUGGAUAAACCAACAGGAAGUGAUGGAUGCACUUUCACCUCUGCUCUGUCAUCUUCUCAACCUGAGCAAACCUCACCCUCGGUCACAACUUCAGAUAGGACAUGUGGUGAUCCUGUCACCUCACCGCCGAUGCAGACUUGUGAUAUCAAAAAGAUCGGUGCUGUCAAUUCCACACAAGCCCAGCCUCUCUUGUCUUGCAGGGCCACAACCCUGUGUCAAGCCAAAACAUCGAGACUCAGUGAAAAUGUGACAUCUAGUCUACCUGUAGUGCACAGGCAGUUUGCAGCAACCACAAUAACCACAACCUGUCUACAUGAUCAUCAAGCAGGAUUAUGCAGCACCUUGAUACAGCCCCCGAAAUCUGCAGCAGGCUCAGCGCCUAUGCAAUUACCCCGAACUGUUGCACCCGCGGCUGCAAACUACCCUGCUAUACCUACCAUAACCACAGCAAGAAAUCAGACAUCUGUUUCUGCCAUUACAACUUACUCACAAGGACAGCUCAACUCUAACCCCCCUCUGUCACACUCACAACUCCUGCCGCCAUCAGACCAGUUAAACCCUGUAAACAGAGUAUAUGCCAGCCCAAACACCCCAAAUGUACCUUGUCACAUCGUACCCUUUGACCAGGUGCAACCAGCUGCUCAGAAUGUGUUUCAUGUUCAUACAGCAGACCUCCAGAUCUGCCUUCAGAUCAUAUCUGACGAGCAGCUGGCUCUCAUUGAACCGCAGAUUGAGCGGCAAGCAGGUACCAGUCCCCCACAGAGACGUGACAUGGAAGCAUUGCUCCCAGAAGUGAUCCAGAGUAAAGCUCAGAGCUCCGUCACCACGGAAAGUAGCAAUGAGGGAAGGGACCAUCAACAGCUAGGACAUCAAAAGGCCUUGGACCAAAGCGACUCUUUACCCACGCCUAAGAUGGAGAGCAUUAAAUCUCCACUGUCUGUCCACUUUGGGAGGGAACAGCCAAAUAUCCACAUGACUGAAUGCAGCAAUUCCAGUCAGGCUACAGUAUCAGCUGAAUCUAAGCCUCCUGAAGCUCCAGGCUUGACGCUACGCCCACACAAACACAGUCAUGUAAACACGGCCGCAGAGACUCUGAGCUCUGCGGGCGAUGUUAUGUCAACUGCUGCUUCACUCGAAGGUGUACAGUCAGAGAGAGGCCAGACUUCAGAGGAGGAACGUGCCCUUUCUCUGAACCACGGCGCUGAGGAGCAACUUUUGCCGGACAGGAGAGUGAGCCAUGGUGACCUGGUCUCACAAACGCUCUCUGGCCAACACAAGCUCAGUGUGACCUGUCUCUCUCCCAGCGCAGUGAAUCAGAGUAGCACGAGAAGUGAAUUACUGAGCAAAGAGAGCCAACAAAAACUCCAAAAUCAAGGAGCCUCGUGUAAUGCUGGCAUAAUAAAAGCCAAGGGUGAGGCCUCUGCUUUCAAAAACAGCAGGUUAGAGAGUGGGGAGACCCACCCCUCUUUGUUCAGUAAGGCCUCCGGUGGUGAAUGUGCUGAUGAACUCAAUGGGUCAGUUUCUCCAAAACAGCUGGACCCACAAGCAUCCAUCUGUUAUCCCUCAGGACCCACACUAACAGACCCUCUGAGUCCAUCUGAACAUGAAAACAGGGGCUGUGACAGGGUGGGACCUUUGGACAGUCCUGACCCUUUACAGAGAACGACUCUCAGUGAAUCACAGGAUGUAAUCAGCUCAGCUCACUCAGAAAAACAACCGGAUCAGUUUACCCCGGUGUCCUCUAACAUCCAGGUGGAAAGAGCCAAAGACCUCCCAGCUGUGCUUACAAACACUCAGAACUCUACCGCAGGGCUCGUGGAGGGAGCCUCCCUGGCGGGAUGUGCAACAGAGAAGGAGCCGCAGACAUGGGGACAUACAGGUGCCCCCGGGCAGUCGGACUGCACAGGCUGGGUGCCGAAGCAGAGCCAAGACACUGGAGUGACAAACCACCAAAGAAUGGAUGGACAGGGUGGUGGAGAGGUGAUGAUAAAGGAUAAGAAUGGCGGAAUGAAGACGGACCAGGUACCCGGACAGUGGGGCAACACCGACUCUAACAGCAGAUACACGGUCGUACCAGACAUUACAAAGCCAGAGGGAGAAGACAGACUGGUCAGGGCGGAUUCCUUUAAAAACUCGUGGCUAUCUGAGCAGCAUCUUCAGCAUCUUUCCCAGACGCACCCAGGAAUGUCUGAGUACCCUCCACAGAGCCCUCAGCAAGCUCCCAGCAUGUCAGAUAACGUUAGUUCACCGGGCGGCAGCAGUCAGACCAACCCUUUCAACUCUCCACAAGCCCCGCUGGAAAUGAACAACUUUUAUUUCCCACAACAACACUGGGAAAGCAGCAUUAUUCAUAACCAACAAACUCUGUUUACAUGUGAAUCAAAUUCAAGUCAACUUAUGAAAACACAGGCCCAGUUAACAGAAACACAAAAUGCUUUAUCAAGAACUGAGCCUCAGCAAACUACAUUUUCACACCAAGACCAAAAGCAAGACCAAAAGCAGACCCUCAGUGCUCAGCAAGGAAACAUAACUGCAGGUAACAACAGCACAGCAGUGAGCUGUUGUAGUAAGUCCACAUUAGGUAGUCACAAAAGCCCAAAUCUCUCGCCUGAUGUCAAAACUUUAUCAGACACACACCACCGCCAGGUUUCUCAUUCUCUACAAGUCAGUAGAGCUACUGCUGGAUGGGCGGGAAUCACCCACAACAUGCUGGAUAAUAAUACUGGGCUGCCAUCAAAGCCCUUUACACACCCAGAACCAGAGCAGGACACCACGGAUCAUGCACCAAAUGAUUACACAAUGCAGAGCAGUAACUCUGGGAGACCUGACAUUACCAACAAAUACCAGCCUUUUUUCCUGGCUGGUCAGCUUCAUGGCUACCAGCCAGCUGAGUGUCUGACCAGUGAGGUGAGGCCUGUGCAAAGCUGCCAGGACUACUCAGAAGACACCAGCAGUAGUGACGAUGAAGGGAAGCUUAUCAUCGAGCUUUAGGGGAAAUGUGAACAUACACAGAUGCCAUUUCAAAUUUUAUUUGCUGUAUAUUUUUCAUAGGCAAAAUUGCUCUGGGGCAGAAAUAAUAUCAUUGGCUGAGUUGAUUCAAUGGAUGGCGCUGAGGAACCACGUGUGUAAACUCAAAUUAAUUGUAAAAUAACUUAGUCCUAGCCUAUGUCUGCCUAUGGUCAAAUCCUGAUUUUAUAACUGUGACGUCAUCUGACAAAAUCACCAAACACAUCAAUGAAAGACAAA
Seriola dumerili (greater amberjack) is the source of this 5730-nucleotide messenger RNA. RefSeq names its product zinc finger protein 831 (gene znf831). The transcript has 3 exons. Lineage: Eukaryota; Metazoa; Chordata; Actinopteri; Carangiformes; Carangidae. The record is from RefSeq and is a predicted model, not a curated record. Bases 1 to 5475 code for a protein of 1824 amino acids.